Molecule: messenger RNA, 885 nt
Organism: Macrosiphum euphorbiae (potato aphid)
Lineage: Eukaryota; Metazoa; Arthropoda; Insecta; Hemiptera; Aphididae
Source: the annotation of a GenBank genome assembly
AUGUCGAAAGGAGAACGAGAUUUUAAUUCAAAAUUAAUAGAAGCAAUCGAAGGAUACGUCUGCUUGUACGAUUACAAAAACAAGGAUUAUAGAAAUAGAGAUAAGGUCGACCUGGCCUGGGAAAAUGUUUCAAAGGAGGUAGGACGAACAGCAAAAGAGUGCAAGGAAUCGUGGAGAAACUUAAGAAUAGUUUAUACACGUGCUAUAAAGAAGCCACCUUCUGGAUCUGGAGUGAAUAAUAAAAAUAAGACGUGGUAUCUUUCAGAAAAUAUGAGUUUUCUAAAACCAUAUAUUAAUAUUACUUUGGACAAAUCAUUACCCGGAAAUUUACCAUCACCACCUAACAACGAGGAAUUUCAAGAAUUUGAAGAAGAAAACCCAACCGAAAUAAACAGAUCGGAUAUACGCAAUGACAUUGAAAAUCCCACAUACGAUGUUUCGUCUUGUAGUAUUAGUGCAGAUACUACCAAAACUACCAGCCAAUAUGCAAUGGGGCCUCCAAAGAAAAAGAAAAAAACACAAGUUGAUACUGCAGACGAUUGCAUAAUCAACUACAUUCAGUCAAAGUCAAAUAAACCACCAAAUGAAGAUAAUGCGAAAAAACUUUUUUUAUUAAGUCUACUUCCAGAUUUAGAAGAAAUGAGUACAGUGCAAUUCAGAGCUUUCAGACGCGAUGUGGGCAAUCUUAUUGACAGAACACUUGGACAACCACCAAUAUCAUACUUGACAUCUAACAACUAUCAAACAACUUUACAACAUCAUUCCGAUUCCUCAUCAUAUGAUGGUCACUCUCACACAUCAGAACAGAAUUCUUCUGAGAUUGACCACCCUAACAUGCUGUACCAAGAACUUCAACCAUAUUUGCUCAGAAGACCAGAAAAUUGA